UGACAAAAUGGAAGAAAAUCAGUAAUAAACUGGUUUUAGAAGACAAUUUUUGUGCAUCAUCAAUACAUUUUUAAAAUAUUUUCUACUGACGUUUCAAAAAUAGCAUUCAUUAAAAUUCUGCAUGUUUUAUUUAUCAAAACAAGUCCUCAUUAUCGAGUUUGCAACGAGGCCUCCCCGUAUCGCUUAUAGCAGAUUUAACCAAAACAGAUUUGUGCUCUGUAGCAUUUUAUAGUGUCAGUUGACGUUUCUUUGUCUUCUCCAAAACAUACAUACAUACAUACAUACAUGCAUGUGUGAAUAAGUCUGUGUGCCGCACCGUGUCUGAAUUGAUCAGCCAACUAAGCGUCGUGAACUGUAUUAUCGAAAGGAAAUAAACCGGGUCUAAGUCCGAUAAGUCAGCUGUUGGUUGUGCCGAUUGGAAGUGGAAGAAAAAGUAUAUUGUCCAACGCAAAGAAUUCCAUUAACAUACACUGAAAAGGGGAUAAGUGAAAAUAGAAGACAGCACAGCUUUCAAGCGCUUGGAGUGUGUGUCAUUCUGCUCCUUUUCAUAUAUUAAUUUUGUUACUUAUUGUAUUGCUUUUGUUGGUGCAUCAAAAAUUGGUGAGUUGUAAACACAAAACGCCCCUCAUUGCGCUCUAAAUCAACGAAUUAAUGAACAUUUAAUAUAAAAUGUAUAAUUAAAUUAAUUAAACAUUGCGCACAUACGUCGUGAAGAGUGUCUCAACGAAACAGCAACAAUCAAGCAAAAUAUAGAAGCGUUUAGAAAACAACGAAAACCACCCUCUUCGCUCUUUCUCCAGGAAGUAAGCACACACAUACGUACACGUACAUGACAGUUGCAGUUGAAAAAAGUUGUGCAGGCGAUAAUUGAUUACAACAUCCAUACAAUCACUGCUCUACACAUACAUACAUAUCUACAACGCAGCGAUAAGCGCUUACAGCUGGCAUCAGCAUCAACACGGACAACAAAACAAUCGAACAGUUGCAGUUAAGUUAACGUGCCGUUUGCAAUUGCAUCAGCACCCAAGUCUCAGCUUAGAAGGCGGCAAUUGUGUGUGAAAAAAAGAAGAAAUUUUGUGUUGCAAUUUGAAAAUAAAAUUCGCAAAUAAAAAUAAUUAACGCGUCGAAAAUGUCUAGUUCGCGUGAUGACGUCUUGCCCAUUGUGGAGAACGAGGAAGCACCGCCACCACCAUCGCCCGCCUCGGUGGCCAGGCGCAGUCCGCAGGAUAACGAAUUGGAUUUGCAGCCCAGCGGCUGUGGUUCGUCGAUGUGUUGUAAUCCCACCAGCGGUGUGCAUCGGUUUAUUGCCUUGAUCUUCAUGUGCCUGCUUGGAUUUGGCUCCUAUUUCUGUUACGAUAAUCCCGGCGCACUGCAGGAGGUCUUCAAGCAUGAUCUCAAUAUAACCACAACCGAAUUCACACUCAUCUAUUCCAUCUAUUCGUGGCCAAAUGUUGUGCUCUGCUUCAUUGGUGGUUUCCUAAUCGAUCGUGUAUUUGGCAUACGACUCGGCACAAUCAUUUAUCUCUUCAUUUUACUUAUUGGACAAUUAAUUUUCGCCUCCGGUGGUCUGUUGGGUACAUUUUGGAUUAUGAUUUUGGGUCGUUUCAUAUUCGGUAUUGGCGCUGAAUCAUUGGCGGUAGCGCAAAAUAACUACGCUGUGCUGUGGUUUAAGGGCAAAGAGUUGAAUAUGGUGUUUGGUUUGCAAUUAUCAGUGGCACGUUUUGGUAGUACUGUGAAUUUCUGGGUCAUGCAACCGAUCUACGAUUAUGUAUCGAAUUUCUAUGCCGAUCAUAGAGCUAUUGGUGUUGUGUUGUUGCUGGCAGCGGGCACUUGCGUGAUGUCACUUUUGUGCGCAUUGAUUUUGGGUUGGAUGGAUAAACGCGCUGAACGUAUAUUACAACGCAAUACAAAUCCCUCCGGUGAGAUUGCCAAAUUGAGUGAUGUCACUACCUUCAAGGUGACCUUCUGGAUGGUAUCAAUUAUUUGUGUGGCGUAUUAUGUGGCGAUCUUUCCGUUUAUUGCUUUGGGCAAAACCUUUUUCAUGCAUCGCUUCAACUUGAGACCCGAACAAGCUAAUAACGUCAAUUCUAUUGUGUAUUUAAUAUCAGCAAUUGCAUCGCCGCUUUUUGGCUUCAUCAUCGAUAAGACCGGUCGCAAUGUCAGCUGGGUGUUUUGUGCCACAUUCACGACAAUUGGCGCGCAUGCACUACUCGCAUUUACACUGCUCAAUCCAUAUAUAGGCAUGGUCACGAUGGGCCUGUCCUAUUCCAUGUUGGCCGCUAGUUUGUGGCCAUUAGUUGCUUUGAUCAUUCCGGAAUAUCAGUUGGGCACAGCGUAUGGCUUCUGUCAAUCUGUGCAAAAUCUUGGUUUGGCCAUUAUCACCAUUGUUGCUGGUAUGAUUGUCGAUCGCAGUGAUGGCAAUUAUCUCUGGGUUGAGCUCUUCUUUAUGGGCUGGCUAACUCUUGCCUUAAUUUCGACUUGCGUAAUUUGGGGUUAUGAUAAGAAGACGAAAGGUAACCUGAAUAUGACGCCAGCGCAACGUGUCCAAUAUGCUAGCGCAAUGUAUGUGAAAUUCUAAUGAAAUGAAAAUGCAAACGCAAACAAGCGCGCUGCAAAUCUGGACAAUGGCGUUUACUCUAGCGAUCAAGAGCCACUGCUGGAUGAUUAAAAUGCACCAAGCUGGGAGAGAAAGUGAGCGUAGUUGUAGUUGCACACGGAGUACGUGGCAGAGUUUUUCAGCCGGAGCAAGGUGGAGGCUGUAGAAAUUGCAGUAGGCCAAAAAGGAAAAAAAAACACUAAUCAUAAACGUAGUUAGCAAAAUUUUGCAAAAAAAAACUAAAUAUUAUUUUAUUUUUUGCGAAAAUUAAGUAAAAUUCGUUCUUUCGACGAUACCACCAAAUAACCAACCAGCGCAUAUCACCAUUAAACCACUCAUCAACAUAUUUAGCGUGCACCUUAUGUAUGACAUACUAGAUUUUCAAUUCAAGCUUUUAGUGAUUUUUUUGGUUUAUUUUUUAUUUAAUUUUUUUUUUUAAUAUUUUUUAAAACAGCGUAGCAUAUUUUUACACAAACAUUGUUUUCUUUACCCAUAAUAUAUAUUUUACCAUUUUAACAAAUUUAUUUUGUAAGCAAAAAUCCUGCACUUUAGAAUCACAUGCACACAAUGCAUGCAACACUUAAGAUUUUGAUUGAUAUACCGUUAAUAGCAAUUCAUAUGAAAUCAAAAUUUUUAGUUUCUGCAAGUAGUUGUUGUAAUAUUUUAUUUCUUUAAGUGUACGAUCCUAAAGCCACUGACGUUUAUCACAUCACAUACAAAAAUCUCUCUUUAGGCAGCGAAAUGAAAAUUUGAAAAUGUAUUUACCGAAAAUUUUAUCAACAAAACUAUAUGUACUAUAUGUAAUAAUAUAUAAUGUAAACAAACAAAUUUAUUGCGCGUUAACUGUUCGUCAUUGGUAGUUGUUACAAAAAAAA
Molecule: messenger RNA, 3471 nt
Organism: Ceratitis capitata (Mediterranean fruit fly)
Lineage: Eukaryota; Metazoa; Arthropoda; Insecta; Diptera; Tephritidae
Product: major facilitator superfamily domain-containing protein 1
Exons: 8
Coding region: 1130-2578 (482 amino acids)
Biological process (GO): transmembrane transport
Cellular component (GO): lysosome
Molecular function (GO): transmembrane transporter activity
Source: RefSeq, a predicted model, not a curated record